GGAUAGGAGAAACAAGGAGGAUGACACUUAUAACUGCCCCUCCCCAUCGGCCGUCUUCAAAUUUGGAUCACAAGAAGGGAGCAACAUAUGUGUUGUCCUGCUGCAUUUAUAUAUGGAACUGCGAUCCAGUGGCUGGAUAGAAGAAAAGGACAACGCAAGCUCUCUCUCUCUCUCUCUCUCUCUCUCUCUCACACACACACACACAGUGGCUCUGCGUUCCUCUCCCCCAAAACCUAAGGGCUUCGGCUUUGAUCUGAUCAAACCCACCUCCAAAAACCUUCCUUGAUCACCAUCUUCAGCAACCCAAUUCGGAGCCUGCUCGGAUCGGGACCUCUUGGAGAUUCGGAGCUCCAGGCAAGCAGAAUGAUGUAAAUCGUUGGCGAUUUACGGUGGCUUUGAAGGGUUGGACUUGCUCUUAUAAAGUUCUGGAAGACAAACCGCUUUGGAGCCAGCAGCACUCAGCAGCCAGAGCAGCCGUGUCUCUCUUCCUCAUCGCAAAAUGGGUGUUUUCAGGGUGAGCCGCAAUGCUCUUAAUUUCAAGUAAUGGGUUUGUGUUACUGUGCAGAUCUGGCUAACUUCGCAUUUAGUUUCUUGGAAUUGUUUUUUUUUUUUUUUUUUGUAAUUAUAUAUUUGUAAUGCUUUUAUGUUUGUCGUUCUGUGCUGGGAAAUUGGAAAGAUCUAGAAAUAAUAUAGUUCUUGAGCUAAUGUGAAGAUUUUGUGUUGAAUAUUUUGAUUCCUUUUUUCUAUUUGCACUUAGAAAAACAGAGGAUUGUGGUUAAUUAUUGUGCUAUGAAGCUUCUAUUUUUUCUUUUUAUGCCCAAGAUUGAAUUUUUUCUCUCCGCUGUUGAAAAGUAGAACUCUCUCUAUCUCUAAAAAACAUGAUCCAGUGUGAAGUUUGGUUGUCUCUCUCUCCAGAAACUUAUAUUCCAUAUUGCAUCCAUCAACUCUAAUCAUUCCUUGAUCCGGUGUAAUUUUUACCAUAUGUUUAACCUUUGGACUUCUUUGCAUGCCUGUCCUCCUUCUAAGUCAACUGAGGAUUCAAAUCCGGCGGGUCCAGCUCAAGAUAUAGAUAAAACAAUUCCAACUCUUAAAAGGGGAAUGAAAAGUGCAUUCUUCACAAAGGCAAAAUAGAGAACAGAUUAUACGUUAUAUGAAAAGAAGAGCAGUAUUCUCCAUAGCUGAUGAUGCCACAAGUACUUUUCGGUCCGUUAGAGAUGGUGAGACUGUAGUUUCAACUGGUGGAACGUUUGAGCUAGGAUUUUACAGUCCCGAUGCUUCUAAUAGACGGUACGUGGGGAUAUGGUACAAGAAGAUAUCUGUUACAACCAUUGUAUGGGUUGCCAACAGAGACACACCCCUCACUGAUUUGUCCGGCGUUCUGAAGGUCACCAACCCCGGAGUUCUUGUCCUCAACCACAACAUGAGCACAGUUUGGUCCUCCAACACAUCGAGAACUGCACAGAAUCCAGUGGCACGUCUUUUGGAUUCGGGUAAUCUUGUCGUGACAGAUAUGAGUGAUGAUGACCCUGAGAACUUUCUGUGGCAAAGUUUUGAUUACCCUGGCGACACAUUCUUACCAGGUAUGAAACUUGGUAGGAACACAGUUACAGGCUUCAAUUGGCAUCUUAGAUCAUGGAAAAGUCCUCAGGAUCCUUCUCAAGGCAAUUAUACAUAUCAAUUUGGUCCCAAAGGAUAUGCGGAAAAAUUUUUGAGGGAAGGUUCGGUCAUAAAAUUUCGGACUGGACCAUGGAAUGGAGUCCGGUUCAGUGGAGAGCCUCACUUAAAUCCAAACCCUAUAUACACAUACGGUCUUGUUUCUGAGCCUGAUGAAAUGUACUACAGUUACAACCUUUGCAACAGCUCAAUCCUUUCGAGGGUGCUGUUAACCUCAGAUGGACUUGUGCGGCGCUACACAUGGAUUGAUAGAACCCAAGGUUGGGAUCUUUACCUAACAGCCCAAAUUGAUAACUGUGAGAACUAUGCAUUAUGUGGUGUAUAUGGUGCUUGUAACAUUCAACAGUCCCCGGUUUGCAGUUGUUUGAAAGGAUUUACACCAAAGUUUCCGAAAGAAUGGGAUUUGGUGGAUUGGUCUCAUGGCUGUGUGAGAAAGACACCUCUAAAUUGCACUGGAGAUGUGUUCCAAAAGUACUCGGGGGUGAAAUUGCCUAGCACAGAACAAUCCUGGCAUAACGAAAGUAUGAAGCUCAAGGAAUGUGAGAUGGUGUGCAUGAAGAACUGCUCCUGCACGGCUUAUACAAAUUUGGAUAUCCGGGAUGGAGGAAGUGGGUGCUUGCUGUGGUACGGUGAUCUAAUUGAUAUAAGGCACUUUGCUGAAAACGGGCAAGAUAUUUAUAUAAGAAUGGCUGCAGCAGAACAAGAUCAUGAAGAUGAUACAAAGAUCAACGCUAAAUACUCUGAAUCCAAUGCAAAGAAAAUGAGAAUCAUAAUAAGCACUACUGUGUUGUCUACCGGACUGCUAAUCCUAGGCCUUGCCCUGCUGUUUUAUGUUUGGAAGAAGCAGCACCAAAAAGGAAAACUGGGACGCAGCCAAAAGGAGGAUCUGGAAUUACCGUUAUUUGACUUGAUGACAAUAGUUUCUGCAACCAGUAACUUUUCAAUUGAAAACAAACUUGGUGAAGGCGGUUUCGGAUCUGUCUUCAAGGGUACGAUGGAAGAUGGACAAGAAAUCGCAGUGAAAAGGCUUUCACAAAGUUCUAGACAAGGACUCGACGAGUUCAAGAAUGAAGUUACACAUAUUGCCAAACUUCAGCACAGGAAUCUAGUGAAGCUUCUUGGAUGCUGCAUUCAAGAAGACGAGAUGAUAUUGAUCUACGAGUUCAUGCCUAACAAGAGCUUAGACUUCUUUAUUUUCGAUCAAAGAAGAAGGAUGUUAUUAGACUGGCCGAAGUGCUUUGAAAUUAUUAAUGGGAUAGCUCGAGGGCUGCUCUAUCUUCAUCAAGAUUCUAGAUUGAGAGUUAUUCAUAGAGAUCUCAAAGCAAGUAACAUUUUAUUAAGCAGUGAAUUUAACCCGAAAAUCUCAGACUUUGGCCUGGCUAGAAGCUUUGGAGGAAGUGAAACGAAAGCAAAAACGAAGAAAGUGGUCGGAACAUACGGUUACAUGUCCCCAGAAUAUGCAAUUGAUGGUUUCUACUCUAUAAAGUCCGACGUCUAUAGCUUUGGUGUUAUGGUGCUAGAGAUAGUGAGUGGGAGCAGAAAUAGAGGAUUCUCUCAUCCAGACCACAAUCUCAACCUCCUUGGACAUGCAUGGAUGCUACACACAGAAGGCAGGCCUCUCGAACUGCUUGAUGCAUCGAUAAAGGACUCUGUUACUCUGCAUGAAGUUGUAAGAACGAUUCAUGUGGGUCUUUUGUGUGUGCAGCGGAAUCCAGAAGACAGGCCGAGCAUGUCAGCUACAGUUUUAAUGUUGGGUAGUGAAGGUGUGUUGCCCCCACCUCUAAAACCUGGUUUUUACAGUGAAAGGGAUUUGACUGAACUCGAACCCGGUCAUUCUUCUAAAGCAUGCUCAGCUAAUGAAGUCACUAUUUCACUAGUCGAGCCUCGCUAAAAUUUUGGAAAUGAUUUUCGUACUCACUUUUGUCUUUAUUUUGUCUCUUGAUUUUCCUAUAACUUCUUCAAUUGGAUGGCAAUGUUAUAUAAGUCAUUGUCACA
Messenger RNA from Pyrus x bretschneideri (Chinese white pear), 3669 nucleotides. Its product is annotated as G-type lectin S-receptor-like serine/threonine-protein kinase At4g27290. NCBI's taxonomy places the organism in Eukaryota, Viridiplantae, Streptophyta, Magnoliopsida, Rosales, Rosaceae. The coding region runs from base 1151 to 3565 and encodes 804 amino acids. Gene Ontology annotation, molecular function: ATP binding; protein serine/threonine kinase activity. The transcript is spliced from 11 exons. Gene Ontology annotation, biological process: recognition of pollen; protein phosphorylation. The record is from RefSeq and is a predicted model, not a curated record.